ACGGACAUGUUAAAAUUAUUCAAUUCCACAAUGUAUAAGAGGAAACCAAUUCCUAUGGAGAUAGCAAAUGUAAUUGUACAAGACGAAACAGAUGACACUGACACUACAAACACUGAUGACGGAAGCACUACACUGAUUGUUUAUUUCUUACAAAUUUUAAAAAAAUAUUCAAGUGUAGUUGAAGGGAGGAAAAGUGACAAUUCUACACUUCAAAGAAAGAAAGAAGCGUGUGUUCCGUCCGUUUCAAUGGAAAAAACAGAGUUUAUUACUCGUUAGCAUUAAAAGGGAUUAACUCGUCACCAAAUAGCAUUUUCUAGUCAUACAGGAAAAGGAAACAGAGUUGCCUCGAAGCAAAAGGCACUUCAACACAUUUCCAAGAACCGAUUGCCAGCCCAAACGAAGGACAAGGCCCAUUAUCUCGUCAAGCGUUGGAAAUUUGUAUACAUUUCUAUCGGUUUUCCACCCCUCGUCAGGCCAAGACUUCACAAAGGGAAAGGAGAGAACGGUUAUCUCAGGGAGCAGACUGAUUGGGCCUCAACGCUUAAAAAUCACCAAUCAGGGUGUAUUUUUCCAACUCCGCUGCCCCACUACAGUCUGUUUGACGGUUGGACGGUUGGUCCGAAGGAGCAUUCGGGCAGUCAUCAAGGAGAGUUAGUAAGAAGAGUUCGUGAGAGGAGUUAGUAAGAACAAGAAUGCGUGCAACAUACGAAAUCUCUGGGCAUCGUGCGGCCCUCGGCCACCGUUCGGGCUAGUGAAAUCGCGACGGAUCCACAUUCGAGUAAAGUAAAAUCUAUCGGCCACCGUUCGGGCUUGUGGAAUCACAACGGAUUCCCUCAACGACAUUUGCCUAUCAUUCGAGGCAUAAUUGUCAGUUAACUGGACGACAUAUGCCGACCGUAUCGAGACAUAAUUCCCAGACAACUUGAACGUCACUUGCCGACCGAUUCGAGGCAUGGUUUUCUGUGCAGCUCGACGUCAUUUGCCGAACGAAUCGAGGCAUUUUGACAUGAGCUUGCUACUGCCAACAUAUGGGCAGAUCAAAGAUCGUACUAGUGAAAUCCAUUGAUUACCAUUCGUUCAUUAAACUUCUUGAUUAAUCGUCAGCAAAAUCAAAUGUAAAAAUAAACUAGGGUUUUUUUAUGCCGAAUGACUUUUUCCCUCAAAAUCUGUGUUAUUUAAUUCAACCCAGAAAAAUCGAAUUACGUAUAACUAACCUGUCUUACCACCUACGGUACGAUUAGGUCAUAACACAAAUUGAAGAUUAUUUUCGUAUUUUUCGUCAUCAACAUAAUCAUUUACGAAAUCGUGGGAAUCAAAUUACCUUUGAUUUUCACACGCGGGUCAGAACAACGAACGUUCAAGGUUGUUCAUGACAGCGUGGCAGCUGAUUCACGAGGAGUACAACUCCAGUUUAAUUAUCUCGUCGAAGAGGACCAUCGCUCAGCUGAAAAAGUUUUGGAGUAACUUAAAAGUGCAGCACAGAGACGUACUGACGAAGGAAUGGCAGCACGUAUUGCGAACGGAAGGAGGACCACCGCUCAGUUCAACAGUUCAACCAGAUCCCUAUAUUGCAGCGUUAACACCGGACCUCAUGUACACAGCGCCUGUUCUGUAUACUUCAAAUAAUACAGAGGACAACAGCAUCAAGGGGCGCGGUAGCGGCCCGAAGGCAAGUUUGAUUAAUGAUACGAAAGAGAUGGAGGACAUUUCCGAAGCAGCCGUCAGUGAGGAAGUUGCCGAAACAAUUUCAGAAUCGGAAAUUGCAAUAAACGAUGACGCUGCUGUUGUGCAAACGGUGAAACAAGGAGAGAAGAAAGAGUUACAAAAUUUAGAGGUGGAACGCAUGAGACUAAAAGUCCAACAGGCUCAGUCGUAGU
Molecule: messenger RNA, 1877 nt
Organism: Ceratina calcarata
Lineage: Eukaryota; Metazoa; Arthropoda; Insecta; Hymenoptera; Apidae
Exons: 3
Coding region: 1370-1876 (168 amino acids)
Source: RefSeq, a predicted model, not a curated record